AUGCCAAAGGUCCUGGCGUACACGCCCGAAUGGCUGUCUAGAAACAACCCAGGAUUCCAACUCUUCAACAACGCACAGCCUACGCAAGCUCAAGCGCAAGCGAGACAACGAGGCCCAGUACAGGCAGAGGACGGCAGGGGUAGUAACAGCGAUUAUGUGGGACCAAUCAAGACCAUCGCCCGGCGUGGAGCGGAAAUCUUCACAGUCGUCGGCAAACACAUUCGAUGGGCAGACCUGAGCAUGCUCAAGGAGAACUUUGAAGAGCAGAAAGCCACACCUUCGAAAGCGCCUAAAUCUACGGGACCAAGAAGCGACACACAGGUCGAGAAAGACGGUCCCGAAGACGGAAGCUAUAGGGUUCUCACCAUUGCACUUGGCGAACCAAUACGACGGCUAGCGGUAUCUCCAAAUGGUAAUCUCCUCGCCAUAGCUACAGCACAUAUGGUACACAUUGCUCUACUACCGGAUUCUUCCCACCUUGGACAGCUACCCAACGGAGCAAUCAAACUGAAGGCUUUCGCCAUUGGACCUACAACACAUGUGCUAUCUCAAUCCCAAAUCGCCAGCAUACUAUGGCAUCCUUGCGGAGUUGCAGGAAACUGCCUCGUCACUAUUACAGUCGACGCAGUUGUACGGAUUUGGGAAUUCAAUCGAGAUAACCGUUGGUCGACGGAUAGCCCCACACUGGCUAUAGAUCUCAAGAAACUUGUGACGGGGUCUUCAGAAGAGCAGGAUUUUGCCCCAGGUAGAGCAAGGAAUAGAUCCUUUUCUUUGGAUUCUGUGGGAUUGGAAGUGGCUUCUGCUUGUUUUGGAGGCAGUGGUUCGAGCGAUGAGUCCGCAUGGUCCGCUACUACAUUGUGGUUCGCCAUGAAAGGAGGCGAUGUUUACGCCUUGUGUCCUCUUCUUCCCUCGAAAUGGCAACCACCGUCCACGCUGAUGCCGUCCAUCUCGACGGCUGUCGUAGGGAAGACUGCCAUGACCCAGGAUAAAAGCCAGUCCAAUCUGGAGGAGGCCCGGCAAUACAACGACCAGUAUGAGUGGAUACGUGGGAUAGAUAGCCAGGAUCCGACGGUUGUGGAAGGGAAAGACGAACUUUCACCAGAUAUCGAAAUUUACAGCCGCCCGACCACCCCUGGUGCUAUUCCAAGGCUGCAAGGGCCUUUCCAAAUGUUUUCUGAAGACACGGAUGAAGAUUUGGAGCUAUCUGAUAUCCACGUCGUUGCAGGCAAAAUCGACGCCGAAGCACUCACAAGCGGUGAUGACUCCGACUCUGAACCAGAUUGGACGGACGGGCAUGGCGUUUCAGCAGCUGUUGUCUGCCUAGUGACAAGAGGUGGUAGAGUCUAUGUCUGUCUAGAUCUGGAAGGAGUGGAAGGGCAAUGGUUGCCUCGCAAGAAACCGAAGCGGUUGCCUGAACCUCUGAAAGAGCCUUAUCUGACCGUUCUUGAGGGGCUAGAAACAUUGAACCCUACUGAUUCACUUGACUUGGAAUGGCCUACGUUCACUGAGGACGUGCAAUCACGGUAUUCAUUCUUCAUAACGCACAGCAAAGGAAUUUCCUUCUUCUCACUCGAUCCAUGGGUGCAAAGUCUCGAACAAGAGCUGCAAAGCAACGAAAGUCUUGGAGCGCCGUUCCGCAUGGAUAUAAUCAAGAAUGGACCUGGGACACUAAGGGAAAAGAUGCUGACAUUUAGCCACGAACAAGACUUGGUAUCCGAUUCAUCUGUCGCUGCUUGCUUAGUGCUCGAAGAUUCCAACUUGGGUUACUUCCUUCUGGCACCUGUCAACGGGGAACCAAAAGCAGCGAUCUUGGAAAAGCCUCCGCCUGAACCAGUAGUGCCAUUUGAGGAUGAAGAUGAAGAGGCGAGCUUCAAAAGUAUGCCAGCUAUGGACACGCUGUCGCUUCGAGGUCCAGCAAGAGAAAUCUACCAGGCACCGCAGAUAUUCUCCAGAGGUUCUUCGUUACCAGAUUUCUUUGACAGACAUGUCCCAAGUCACCACCGAAAGCUAAUGAAAGAAAAUGUCCGCAUGUCGACUGCCACCCUAGACUGGAUGACCUCAGCACACAGAGUCAUCAGCAAAGAAACCCAUCUGCUCGGCGUCGCGGCUGCAGAUCUAUUCCGACGAUGCGAGAGGCUGCAAGACCAAUUAAGAGACCAGAUCAGCCGGGCCAAUGAAGUCGCUCACCGCACUGAUGUUGUCGUUGGCGAGGACGCUGAUCAGUAUGUGGGUAAUACCACGGGCAAAGGCCAUGCCACACUCGAUGAGCGGCUGAAGAAGGUACGAGGCAAGCACCAAGAGCUGGCCUCUCGCCAUGAAAAACUUCGAGAGAAAUUCAGUAAAGCCGGAGAGGAAGUGAGUGAAAAAGAAAGGCUCUGGUUCGCCGAGGUCAAGAAGACGGCGGACUCGGUGGGAGUGGGAAUGGAGGAGGAAUCCCGAAAGCAAGACGAACAGGAAGAAGGCCAAGAGCCAGAGCCAGAAACAUUGCAGAGAUAUGAAGACGUCAAAGACCUGACGGCGGACCUCGUCGCAAGGGCCAAAGAGGCCGCUGAGCAAGGAAGCAACGAGCAGACGGACGGUGAUGGCAUACAUGUGAUACCCUCCGAUUUACGCAAAGAGAGAGUCACGAAGGUGAUGAAGCUGUUGGAGCGAGAAUCUGCUCUUGUCGAAGCAGCACAAUCCCGACUCAACCGCCUGGCUCUAUCGUCUCUAUCCUAA
Molecule: messenger RNA, 2718 nt
Organism: Letharia columbiana
Lineage: Eukaryota; Fungi; Ascomycota; Lecanoromycetes; Lecanorales; Parmeliaceae
Exons: 3
Coding region: 1-2718 (905 amino acids)
Biological process (GO): protein import into nucleus; mRNA export from nucleus; ribosomal small subunit export from nucleus
Cellular component (GO): nuclear pore
Molecular function (GO): structural constituent of nuclear pore; protein binding
Source: RefSeq, a predicted model, not a curated record